AUGCUUGGGGUGCCUGUUGAAGUUGCCUCCUCUGAGAUUGCUGCUGCUACGCUGCACGUUGCGUUACCAUGGUACUUGCACUUAUACGCGGUGCCUUUUCUCUCACUGUACCCUCUCCUCGCCUAUGCAUACUACGCCAGAUAUGAUGACUGGCUACGAAGCGAAGAAUGGACCUUCUUGGCAUGCGUCACUCUUGGUGUCUCUCAUGCUCUGAGUUUUUUGAUCACAAGAUGGAAUACUGGUGCAAAAGCUUGGAUUACUGCUCGUGUGGCGCGUUCUCUAGAGGAAGCUGAUUGUAUACGCCUCAUUCCUGCUCCCCACCGUGGUCACGGCGAAAUCGUGCCUCUUUUGAAGAGGAAUUCAUCUGAUCACAGCACUUACUCCUUCAGCUAUCAGCGUGACACGUAUAUUCUCAGCUCUACGUCACCAGUGACCUUUACACCUCUACCCUACCCGUCGUCUAGUCACCAUCCUUUGGCAAGUUAUCGUUCACUCAAAAGUAUUGCUUCUGGGGAAGUUCCCCGUCUAGUUUCUCUGUAUGGCAAGAACGAAUUCAACAUCCCCAUCCCGUCCUUCACCGCCUUGUUCAGCGAACACGCAACAGCUCCAUUUUUCGUAUUCCAGGUGUUUUGCGUUUCGCUUUGGUGUCUCGACGAAUAUUGGUACUACAGUCUCUUCACUCUGUUCAUGCUGGUUGUGUUUGAAUGCACAGUAGUGUGGCAACGCGUAAGGACUUUGACCGAGUUUAGAACGAUGUCCGUGGCACCUUUCGCGAUCCAGUGUAUGCGAGACGAGAAGUGGAUGACCAUUCAGUCCGACGAACUACUCCCGGGCGAUAUAGUGUCAAUAGUUAGGCGCGAUUCUACAAUCAUUCCUGCGGACAUUCUACUAGUCCGGGGUACAUGCAUCGUCAAUGAGGCUAUGCUGUCGGGAGAAUCCACACCCCUACUAAAGGAAUCAAUUCAACUGCUAGAUGCUACCGAGAAGCUGGACGUUGAUGGUUUGCAUAAGAACGCUGUACUUUUUAGUGGGACAAAGCUCUUGCAAGCAGUUGACGGAGGGCAGACACCGGACGGGGGUAGUUUAGGUGUUGUCCUGCGUACAGGUUUUGGCACAGCGCAAGGUCAGUUGGUUCGCACUAUGAUCUUCUCGACAGAACGUGUGUCAGCGAACAAUUUCGAGUCGUUCCUCUUCAUCGGGUUUCUCUUGAUUUUUGCAAUUGCCGCAAGUUGGUAUGUAUGGGUAAAAGGCAUUGAACGUGACCUGAAGAAAUCCAAGCUGCUACUCGAUUGCAUCCUCAUCGUUACUAGCGUGGUCCCUCCGGAGCUGCCCAUGGAGCUAUCAUUAGCCGUGAACGCUUCUCUUGUUGCGCUAUCUAAGUACGCCAUUUUCUGCACAGAACCCUUCCGCAUACCGUACGCCGGUCGUGUCGACGUGUGCUGUUUUGACAAGACUGGGACCAUCACAGCGGAGAAUCUUGUGGUAAGAGGUGUAGUGGGUACAGAUCCUAUUGAUCCUCUGAAACUAGUCGAAGUCAAAGACACUGGCAGGGAGACGACGUUCACUCUUGCUGCAGCGCAUGCCCUAGUCAGACUUGAUGAUGGCACAAUCGUUGGUGACCCAAUGGAGAGAACUACCUUAGAAGCAUUGGAUUGGGCACUGGGUAAAGGUGACAUUGUAUCACCUAGGAAUAUCGAGUCUGCUCAUCGCGUCUCACUCACUAUAUGCCGCCGCUUCCAAUUUUCCUCGGCGUUGAAGCGAAUGUCGACGGUGUGUAGCCACUCUUCAGGCAAGAUAAUGGUUGCUGUGAAGGGUGCUCCUGAAACGAUCAAGAUGAUGUUGCUGCACGUGCCGGACUUCUAUGACGAGACGUAUAAGUGGUAUACAAGGCAUGGAAGUAGGGUGUUGGCGCUUGCAUAUAAGGAAUUAGACCACAUGUCUCAAGACAAGGUCAACAAGAUGCCGCGGGGUCGAGUUGAAAGUGACCUCAUCUUCGCCGGAUUUCUCAUUUUCCAUUGCCCUCUGAAGGCCGAUGCAGUAGAAACCCUCAAAAUGCUUGCAGAUUCUUCCCAUCGCUGCGUUAUGAUAACCGGUGACAAUCCCCUAACUGCCAUUCAUGUGGCUCAAGAAGUCGAGAUAGUUGAUCGACAGAUUCUCAUCCUCGAUCUAAAAGAAAAACCUCGCCAUCAAGGAGAUCUUGUGUGGCACAACAUGGAUGAGACUCUGGUCAUCGAAGUCGACCCGCUGGCUCCCUUGGACCAAACGCUCUUCGACCAAUAUGACAUUUGUAUCACCGGGGCUGCGGUGAGACAGUAUGCCUCGCAUCCCAGUUGGAACGACUUGGUACAAAAUACUUGGGUUUACGCUAGAGUGUCGCCUUCGCAGAAGGAGUUCAUACUGACUAGCCUCAAGACGCUCGGCUAUGUGACUCUCAUGGCUGGUGAUGGUACGAAUGACGUAGGUGCACUGAAGCAAGCGCACAUUGGUGUCGCUUUACUUGACGGCACUCCGGAGGAUCUUCAGAAGAUAGCUGAACACCAGAAGAUGGAUCGCGUCAAGAAAGUGUAUGAGAGUCAAUUAAAAAUAUCUGCUCGGUUUGGUCAACCUCCUCCACCUGUGCCCCCGAUUAUUGCCCACCUGUAUCCGGAUGUUGUCGAAGCUCAAAAGAAAGCCGCCAGUGAUUUGCAUACCGCUAGGAAGCGGAAUCCUAUGGAAAAAUUUGACUUGGCGUCCAUCACGGAUAAGCUUGCGGCAAUGGAAGAAGACGAUGAAGUCCCAAAGAUCAAGCUCGGUGAUGCGUCUUGCGCUGCUCCGUUCACUUCGAAACUGUCCAACGUCUCCGCCAUCACGCAUAUCAUCCGUCAAGGACGAUGCACUCUGGUCGCCACAAUUCAAAUGUACAAAAUUCUAGCAUUGAAUUGUCUCAUUACUGCGUACAGUCUAAGCGUUCAGUAUCUCGAUGGUAUCAAGUUUGGUGACUAUCAGGUCACUAUCACUGGCAUGUUGAUGUCUGUCUGUUUCCUGUGUAUAUCUCGUGCGAAGCCUGUCGAGAAAUUGUCGAAAGAACGUCCACUGGGAAAUAUCUUUAAUGUCUAUGUCUUGUUGUCUGUUCUCAUACAGUUCGCCCUUCACAUCGCAUCCUUAAUCUAUAUCACUGAAUUGUCCCGUUUCUUCGAAGACAGAGGGGAGAUCGAUCUUGAGGCGAAAUUCGAACCGAACCUUCUCAACACAGCCAUAUAUCUGCUUAGUCUUUCCCAACAGGUCUCUACGUUCGCCAUAAAUUUCCAGGGUCGCCCCUUCAGAGAAGGGAUCCGCGAGAAUUCUGCUUUGUAUUGGGGUUUAGUUGGUGCCAGCGCCGUUGCCUUCUCGGGUGCAACCGAUUUUGUGCCUGAGUUGAACCGAUGGUUACAGAUCGUAGAAAUGGACGCUACGUUCAAGUUCAAGUUGACCACGACUAUGAUUGUUGAUUUUGCCGGUUGCUGGUUGAUUGAGAUCGUUUGCAAACAUUUGUUCGCAGACCUUGAGCCGAAGCUUAUGGUCACACGUGGAAGAGAACGAAGGGAAUCUAGGAGAGUAAAUCAGGAGCAGCAGAGGGAAAAGAAAGAGUAA
Molecule: messenger RNA, 3609 nt
Organism: Sparassis crispa
Lineage: Eukaryota; Fungi; Basidiomycota; Agaricomycetes; Polyporales; Sparassidaceae
Product: Manganese-transporting ATPase 4
Exons: 18
Coding region: 1-3609 (1202 amino acids)
Biological process (GO): intracellular calcium ion homeostasis
Cellular component (GO): endoplasmic reticulum membrane
Molecular function (GO): ATP hydrolysis activity; ATP binding; P-type ion transporter activity
Source: RefSeq, a predicted model, not a curated record